This is a messenger RNA of Chelonoidis abingdonii (Abingdon island giant tortoise), 2717 nucleotides long. Lineage: Eukaryota; Metazoa; Chordata; Testudines; Testudinidae. The record is from RefSeq and is a predicted model, not a curated record.
AUGUCGACGCCCGGCCGCACUGGCCGUGCCAGGGGCUUCGUUGACUCCGGACCAGGUGGGUCCGUCGAGGCGCGCUCACGUCCGCACCGCUUUCCCGGCGGCACCGGUUCAUCUUCACAUCGGUCCCGAUACUCCGCCACCGCUUCCGGCUCCAGCCACUGCUACCGGCACCGCGGACUCGAGGAGCCAAUCACGCACCGAAGGUCCAGAUCCCGGUUACUCCGGCACCGCGCUGGUGGCAGACCGUUACAAGCCAACGCCACCACCAUCUGGCAGGUCACCGGCUUCCGUUCCCCCGUGCUCAGGCGUGUGUGCAGCGCAAAUAGUUAUGUCCCUUCGAAGGGAUACGAGACUGUAUGUGGAUCCAAGCCCAAUGUUUCCCUCGUCGUUCAACUUGUGACGAGAGGGAACGGCAUGGGCAAGAAGCCUCGAGCCCCAAAGUCUAGGAGGCGCGACUGUAUUGACCUGCUCGCUGGUUCCUUCGUUCACAUUGUCGCGGCCGGCACUAUCAAUCACGGUCCUUCUGUUCGGAUCUUCACCGGCCCGAGAGUGUUUCACCAAAUGCAUGGCCGUCAGUCGUCGACUUUCUUCGUCGCAGCGGGUAAACGUGUUCCCCUACUCGACGACUGGCGUAUCGGGGACCAGUCACAGACUCCAGAUCACGAGGAGUGCGCCGGGAGCAAUCGUUCUCCAAGUGCAAAAGAGGCAGUGAAGGAGGCAGAGAGGUGUGAUCCCAGCAGCAUCUUCACUCAAUUCAGUGUGUAUAAGAUUGCGGUCUUGGAGGGUAACACUGAAAAAGCUGUGGAAGCAAUUGUUGCAAUGGGGAAGUUAGCAGCAAAGCCAGCUCAGCAUGAAGAUAAGCUACUAGCAGAUGGAAGUGCAGCCACCAGCCUUUUGAGUUUAGCUGCCCAGAUUGCUUUAGAGAAUGAACAACAGGCUGUGGCUAUCAAAGCUUUGGAGUAUUUAUCUCAGCACUCACAAGAUUGUCAACAAGUAUUUACAGCUUUAAAGUGUUUGGUUCGCCUUGUGUUAUCAAAAGUCACGGCAGAACCCAAAGAGAACAGGACUAAAGAUAUGGACACACUUCUGACUUACUUGACCUCAGCUCAUCGAAGACUUGCUGAGUCUUUUACGAAAAGGAGUAUGACACUGGAUAUGAGGACCCGUGAGGCUCACUGGUUUAGAAAAAUGGCUUGGAACUUGGCUGUACAGUUCGAGAACUGCCCAGGAACAAUGAGGGAUUUCUUCGUACUGUCGUUCAAGUUGUCUCAGUUUUGUCCUUCUGAUAAAGCUGUCCUGAUUGCCCAGAAGACAUGCUUGCUGUUGGCUGCAGCAGUUGAUCUGGAAAUGGGGCGAUGCAGUUUAACACUCACUGAACAGAUUGAGCUUCUAUCUCAGGCCCUUCAUCACAUCCAGGCAUGCAGGGAAAUCUGGAAUGUUCUGAAGCUAACAGGAGAUUUCUCCAAAGACCCAACAGACACAUUGCUGCUGCUUUAUGAAUUUGAAGCAAGAGCCAAACUCAAUGAUCCAGAACUGGACAGCCUGUUGGAACUGGUGUGGGAACUGCCACAAAUAGAGACUAAGACGCUGGAAACCAUUGCUUGUAAGGGCUCUGUUUACAUUUCCACAGUUCUUAAGGUCAUCAAAUGUCUGCACAGCUUGGUUCACCUUUCUCUGCCAACUGGAGUGAUAGACACAGAUGCUUGUAUACUGGAGGAGGUGUGGGGCUACUUUGAAGAUGCUCUGAGCGUUGUAGGCACCACAGAUGAUUACCCAGAGGUGGAGACCCUUUGGCUGAUGACCAGAGCCUGGAAUACAGGAAUACUUCAGUACAGUGUUGGUAAAUACAAGGAGGCUGAGCAGUGGUGUGGGCUCGGUGUGCGCUUUCUGAAUCACCUGAGAUCCCUGAAGAGCAGCUAUGAAAGCCAGAUGAUUGGUCUUUAUAGCGAGGUGCUGGAUAAGUUGGACAGAGCAAAGGGGUUCCUUCCAAAUGAAGAAUAACACUCAGUGCAGCAAGCCAGGGUGAUGGCACCCUCUGUAAACAUUCAGCUGGAUAGAAGAGAUUGCUAGCUUUUCAGCGAGUCCUGGGAACCAGCAGCCAGGGUCUGCUCCUCUUGGCCAUUUGAAAGCUAUGUACUUUUAAGGAAGUUUUUAUUGAAGAGCUGUAACUGUUUUCCUUCAGGGACUUGUAUUCAUGCUAGAGAGCUAUUUAAUGGUAAGAAGCUGAGUCAUAAUUUUAUGAGAUGGGGCUGCUGUUAUACAGCCAGGCUAGUUUAAAUGUAUGAAGUAGCAAUGUGAACAAUAAAAAUGUUCCAGCACCAUGUGCAUCUUGCAGCUGCCACAGUUGUCUUCCUACAUAAAUAUUUACUGGGUUGUUUAAUUUUCAGUCCAUUUCAGUAUGGACAGGCAUUUAGAACUGCUGGCCAGGAUUGCAGCUAUCAAUCACUUUGUUAUAAUAAAGAGAAUAGGUGGCUCGCUCACAUUGUCACACAAAAUGCUAAAGCUCUGGCUAGUGCUGCUGUUUAUAAGCUGCUAAAUAUAACAUACUGAGUUAGUCAGUGCUCACCCUUAACCUCCCAAAAAACAGUACACAGGCUGGAGACUUCAUCCACAGCCAAAUGGAUUGGGUGAAUAGACAACACCCCACCAGCUAAAAUUUAAUAGGACUAAUACAACCUGACCUAAGUAACUCUGGUGCAGCCUGUUUCACAAGCAGU